Molecule: messenger RNA, 3246 nt
Organism: Lathyrus sativus (Indian pea)
Lineage: Eukaryota; Viridiplantae; Streptophyta; Magnoliopsida; Fabales; Fabaceae
Source: the annotation of a GenBank genome assembly
AUGUUUAGAUGGAGGAGUGAGAAAAACAAGGUCAAAACCGUUUUCAAACUCCACUUCCAUGUCACUCAGGUGGUGCAAUCUGGUGUGGAUUCUUUGGUACUUUCUAUAGUUCCUGGAGAUAUUGGAAAACCUACUACCAGAUUAGAGAAAGCGGUAAUAAACAAUGGAGUUUGUAAAUGGGAGAAUCCUGUUUAUGAAACUGUUAAGUUUAUUCGUGACCCGAAGAAUGGGAGAUUCGGUGAAAGAGUUUAUUAUUUUGUGAUUUCGACGGGUUUAUCCAAAGCUAGUACUUUUGGGGAUGUUUCCGUUGAUUUUGCUGAUUAUGCAGAAGCUGCGAAGAUUUCGUCGGUUUCUCUUCCCAUCAAGAAUUCUCAUUCUGAUGCUGUCUUGCAUGUUUCAAUCCAGAGACUGCAAGAGAAUAAUGAUAAAAGAGAGGAAGAGGAAUGUGAAGAUAUGAAAUUAAAACUGAAUGAUAAGAGCUUAAGGACUUAUUUAAGCAAUGGAGAUGCGGUUUCACGCACUAAAAGUGAUUCUUCUGAAAUUUCACAGGAUGUGUCUGGCAAUGGAAACUCAGAAAGAGCUGGAUUGAGUGCUGAUUGUAGGACAUCUAGUGGAUCUGACAUUACAUUGUCAAGUUCCGACGGAAGCUCUGGACUUGAUACUCCUCGAGAACUUGGGCUAAGAAAUACCAGCGUCCAUCCCGCAAAAAUUGGUGUUCCUUCGGUCACUAGCCACAUUUCAGAACCUCAAAAACCUGCGGUAAAUGCUUUAUCAUCAAUGUAUGAUGUACAUCAGAGAUCGUCGCACUUCCGAGACUCUUCAGCCGGUUCAGACAUUGGUCUCAGUACGGAAGGUUCAAUACAUGGCUCUCAGGAUGCUCUUCAUAGGGAAAGAUCCCAUCAGGCAUCCGAUAUAGAGAAUGAAAAGCUCAAGGCUGAGAUUGCUGUUUUGGCAAGGCAGGUGGAUGUGUCAGACAUGGAACUUCAGACUCUUCGAAAACAAAUCGUAAAGGAGAGUAAAAGAGGGCAGGAACUUACAAAGGAAGUUAUCAGCUUGAAAGAGGAAAGAGAUACACUCAAGAUAGAAUGCGAAAACUUCAAGUCUUUUCGCAAACGAAGGGACGAUGCCAAAGUGAGUAGCAGGUCACUAUUGGAAAGCGGGGAUCUUCAUACUCUUGUUGAAGAAAUCAGACAAGAAUUGAAUCAUGAGAAGGACAUGAAUGCAAAUCUCAGACUACAGUUAAAUAAGACACAGGAAUCAAAUGCCGAACUAGUUCUCGCCGUUCAGGACCUCGAUGCAAUGUUGGAGCAGAAGAAUAAUGAAAUACUUAGUCUUUCCAAUAAUUACAAACAGGCUAAGAACUCCCAUGGUUUUGGGAGAAAUGUCUCUAAUUGUGAAACAGACGACGAUGAACAAAAAGAAUUGGAUGAGCUUGUUAAGAAUCCAAAUAGUCCGAAGGAGACACACUUACUCGAGAAAAAAAUCACGGAUCUCUAUGGUGAAAUAGAGAUGUAUAGGAGAGACAAAGACGAGUUAGAGAUGCAGAUGGAGCAGCUUGCACUGGACUAUGAAAUUUUGAAACAGGAAAACCAUGACAUUGCGUAUAAGCUGGAACAAAGCGAACUGCAAGAACAGUUAAAACUACAGUAUGAAUGCUCUCCUCCUCCUGGCAUAGACGAAUUCGAAGCACAUAUCCAGAAUCUGGAAAAUAAACUCAAGAAACAGUCGGAAGAAUUCUCAAAUUCUUUGGAGACCAUCAAGUCUCUUGAGAACCAAAUUCACAGAUUAGAGGAGGAACUGGAGAAACAAGUGCAAGGAUUUGAAUCUGAUUUAGAUUCAGUGACACAUGACAAAGUUGAGCAAGAGCAAAGAGCUAUCCGAGCAGAAGAAGCUUUGCGAUGCACCAGACUUAAAAAUGCUAAUACUGCAGAGAGACUUCAAGACGAAUUUAGAAAGCUGUCAAUGCAAAUGGCCACGACGUUUGAGGCAAAUGAGACGGCUACCAUGAGAGCGCUUACGGAAGCAAGUGAACUUCGCAUGCAGAAAAAACUAUUGGAGGAAAUGUUGCGUAAAGUCAAAGAAGAUCUUCAGUCAGUCAAAGCUGAUUAUGAAGUAAAACUGAAUGAACUUUCCAACAAAAUAGAUACCAUGACAGUUCAGAUGCAACAGAUGUUGCUGGCAAUUGAUGACAAGUCCAUGCAACUUGAAAAUCAAAAAAAGCACGAGGAAAUUGUUGGCAGGGAUUUCUUCGAGGAGAUCCAGUUGCUAAAAGCUGAGAAUGAAAAGCUUACAGUGGAAAUCUCAUGCUUAUAUGAGCAAGUAAAACAAAAAGAAGUCUCAAGUUCUGACUUGGAACUUAUGAAGAAAUCACUCGAGGAAUAUGAGACCUUGUUAAAUACUCAAAAGGAAGAGCGAAACGAGCUUGUGAGUACAACUGCUCUGUUGAAGAAGGAAGCAGAACAGUCACUUGAUGAGCUAAAUAGGAUGAGGCAUCUCAAAGACCAAGAAGAGAAAGUGGGUAAACUCUUGCAAUCAGAGUUAGAAGCACUUAAAGCUCAAUAUAGUGACCUGAAACGUUCUCAUAUUGAUGAUGAGACUGAGAAAGAAAUACUAAGAAAACAAAAUUUCCAUCUUAACGAUGAACUGAAGAAGAAGGACGAUGCAUUAACCAAAAAAAGUGCUUCAAUUUCUCAGAACUCCAAAGAAAUGACAAAUCUGAAAGAGAAAAUAAAAACGCUUGAGGACCAGAUAAAGUCAAAGGAGAUUGCCUUGGAAAAAUCAGCUUCUUCACUUUUGGAGAAGGAAAGGGUGCUUCAAUCCAAAAUUGAGGAACUGGAGAACAAAGUGGAGGAACUCAAUCAGAGCAUCAAGGUUGCUGCGGAUAAGAGUUUUACUACUACAAACGACAGAUCUGAAAAAGUAAGAAGUUCAAUUGAGCAUCUCAAUAAUGAUACUUCAUGCAUCUCGGACGAAAAUGGGGCUGUAAUGUCAUCACUCAAGAGUCACGCACAUUUGUCCGAGAAAGAAGCGGAAAAACCAGUAAUAGACAAUAACAGCAAUGUCCGACUCAGUGAUGUUUUAACAGAACUAUCAUCAUUGAAAGAAAGAGACAACUCAACGAAAACCGAACUAAAAGAGUUGCAAGAAAGAUACUCAGAAAUGAGUCUCAAAUUCGCAGAGGUCGAAGGCGAAAGACAAAAGCUUGUCAUGACAGUAAGAAGCCUCAAGAAUGCUAGGAAGGGAUAG